AUGAUUCCCAACUACGCCUACCGGGUGUCCCUACUCGCGAUGAUGGCAUAUGCCGUUCGGGGUGAACCAUCCAAUGCGCAGAGUUACACGAAUUAUGUGGUCUCGGGAAUAAGGACAUUGAAUGACCAUUGGUAUAAUGUGCAGACAGGUAUCUGGGACGAUGCUUGGUGGAAUAGCGGAAACGCGAUGACUGCCUUGGCCGACUUUGCGUCAUUACGACUUACCGAGGCCAAUAUGCUCAAUAUUGGUGGCUACAUGCGCAAUACAUUUGACCAAGCUCAAAAGGUAAACGUCAAGACAGCGAAAUUUGUUAACAAAGCUGGCAUGGUGUCGUCCAUUUACUGCCUGGACCAGAAUAGCGGCUGCAUGGCUAAGCGAGAGUUUUUGGGCAAGCGUGGCUUUGACGAUUUUAUCAACGAUUUUUACGAUGAUGAGGGAUGGUGGGCUCUGGGUUGGAUAAGAUCUUUCGAUGUUUCUGGCGACAAGGACUAUCUCAACGCCGCCAUUGAUUUAUUCAACGACAUGCAAACAGGGUUGGGCGGUCCUUGCGGCGGGGGUAUUUUUUGGAGCAAGGAACGAAAAUACGUCAAUGCCAUCGCCAAUGAGCUCUAUCUGUCAGUAGCUGCAUCCCUGGCUCGACGAGUCCCCCAAAACAGCACUUACAAAGACAUUGCCAUAGAACAAUGGGACUGGUUUGAAAGGAGCGGCAUGAUCAACGCGCAAAAUCUCAUUAAUGACGGUCUCGAUGAGUCGUGUAAGAACAAUGGAUUGCAAACUUGGACUUACAAUCAGGGUGUUGUCCUGGGUGGUCUCGCUGAGCUCUUUCGGGCCACCGGCGAUCUCAAAUAUGUCGAGAAAGCAGUUCCUAUUGCCCAGGCAGCCAUCCAGGCAUUGUCCGUAGAUGGCAUUCUGACCGAGGUCGGCGGGUGCGAUGCUAGGGGCGAUUGCGGCCGAGAUGGCUCACAGUUUAAAGGAAUUUUUAUUCGCAACUUGCGUUACCUAAACGAUGUGGCUCCCCACCAGGAAUUUAAGGACUUCAUCAUUCGGAAUGCCGACUCAAUCUGGGCCAAGGACAGAUCCGGCGACAAUCAGUUUGGGGUGGCCUGGGCCGGUCCAUAUGCCACAGCCUUUGGGGCGACGCAAAGCAGUGCCUUGGAUGCCCUGGUUGCCGCUGUGGCCGUCUCAUAA
Metarhizium acridum CQMa 102 is the source of this 1188-nucleotide messenger RNA. RefSeq lists its product as uncharacterized. NCBI's taxonomy places the organism in Eukaryota, Fungi, Ascomycota, Sordariomycetes, Hypocreales, Clavicipitaceae. Gene Ontology annotation, biological process: carbohydrate metabolic process. The record is from RefSeq and is a predicted model, not a curated record.